Messenger RNA from Alternaria ventricosa, 288 nucleotides. RefSeq lists its product as uncharacterized. The coding region runs from base 1 to 288 and encodes 95 amino acids. The transcript is spliced from 2 exons. The record is from RefSeq and is a predicted model, not a curated record. Lineage: Eukaryota; Fungi; Ascomycota; Dothideomycetes; Pleosporales; Pleosporaceae.
AUGCCACCAACGGAAGAAGGUCAGGAUGUUGAAGCCAAGAAGGUGCUUCUUUGGGAUAGAAAGACCGAGGGGGGCUUUCCAGAAACGAAAGUGUUGAAGCAAUUGGUGCGAGAUCACAUCGAUCCAUCACGAGACUUGGGGCAUUCGGACAAGCAUGGAAAGAAGAAGGAAGACAAGACAGAAGAUACAAAACAAGAGUCAGAGGCGAAGCAAGAGCAGGGUCAAGCGAGCGAAAGUGAACAGGUCAAGAGAAAUCCAGAUGGCACUGUCUGUGAGGACUGUAAAUGA